GCUUCAUUACAUCGGCACGCAGAUUGUGCAGGAACGCGAUCGGCAGCAACGGCUUUACUUGCUGCAAACACUCCUGGACCAGGAGAUCAACAAGUAUCUGAAAGACGAUACGCCUGUGCCUGCACAGAUGUUGGCUCCGCAUGCUGGGCAGAGGAAGCCGCUACCUGGAGAUGUUGCAUCGCUGCUGCGGAUUAAUCGCCACGAGGCACGGGUGCUGUCAUCGAAAGCGCGCGCGCCGUACAUGGUCAUGAUGGAGGUAGAAGAGAAGCAGUUGACCUCAAACAGUCCGGGUCGACCCGGGCUUCUGAGGCGGCUAUGCGGAGGACGAAAGUCGCCUGUCCAGGCGACCCACCAUUUCGCUGCAGUCCCGCCAAAGAGCUGGCCUCCAGAAGACUGCUCUCCGUCCACUUCGAGAAGCAGCAGGGAAGCGCGCCCCAAAGGCGCCUUCCAUGAUGAGACCUGGUCCGAGGUUGUACAGCGCGUGCGGACGCAGAGCGACUUUGGGCGACGGCCGAAUUGGAGCAUGAUUCCGUUGAUCGUCAAGAGCAACGCUGAUGAUGUGAGACAAGAAGAGCUCGCCUACCGCCUGCUCAAGUGGUUCGAGAGGGUGUUUAGAAAGCACAAUCCAAAACUCUGGCUGCAGCCGUUCCUCAUCAUCGCGACGACCCACGACGGGGGAGUUCUGGAGGUCGUGACGAAUGCCAUCAGCAUCAGCGAGCUCAAGAAGUCGUAUGGUCAGAAGUGGGUCUCACUCAAAAGGUACUUUGAGGACAACUUCACCGGAGAUGACCGGCCGCACGGAUUUGGUAGAGAAAAGUCUGUGUCUUUGCGCACCGCGACCAGCAACUUCAUCUACUCCAUGGCCGCGUACUCGGUGAUCUGCUUUGUCCUUGCUAUACGAGAUCGGCACAAUGGCAACAUCAUGCUCAAUGAUGAGGGCCAU
Symbiodinium sp. CCMP2456 is the source of this 943-nucleotide messenger RNA. The record is from the annotation of a GenBank genome assembly. Lineage: Eukaryota; Dinophyceae; Suessiales; Symbiodiniaceae.